Messenger RNA from Vigna unguiculata (cowpea), 1863 nucleotides. RefSeq names its product bromodomain 4 (gene BRD4). The record is from RefSeq and is a predicted model, not a curated record. Gene Ontology annotation, molecular function: protein binding. NCBI's taxonomy places the organism in Eukaryota, Viridiplantae, Streptophyta, Magnoliopsida, Fabales, Fabaceae. Gene Ontology annotation, cellular component: NuA4 histone acetyltransferase complex.
UCUCAUCCCCUCAUUUCACGCAUAACCUGUCAACUAAAUUUACAUUCUUUUGCCCAACCAAACCACCCUCUUCCAAAACAAACAAAACAUUUCAGAAAACCACAUCAAACUAACAAAAACCACCAUUUCCCCAAAUUUUGCCAGAAAAUAGCUUUUGUUGCCUUGUCUCUCCACACUCCCAAGUCAUUUUUGUUCAAGCUUUUCUGACCAAAAAACUUAGUGUUUUUGUUUUUUCUGUAACAAAGGCAACAUUGUUUUGGGUGCAUAUGAUAUUAUUAAAGAAAGGUUAUUAGAUGUGAAAGGUGAUGGGAGCAGAGACGAUGAAGGGAUGGGGCACCUGGGAGGAGCUCCUCCUUGGUGGGGCCAUUCUCCGUCAUGGAACCAAAGAUUGGAACAUUGUUGCCACCGAGCUCCGAGCCCGAACAGUUUUUCCUUACACCAUUACUCCUGAGGUAUGCAAAGACAAAUAUGAAGAUCUGCUACAACGAUAUUCUGGAAACAAGGCUUGGUAUGAGGAGCUUAGGAAGACUAGAGUAGCAGAGUUGAAGAGAUCUCUAGAGAUAUCUGAAGAUUCAAUUGGGUCUCUAGAAUCUAAGCUUGAAAGCCUGAAGGGUGGUGAGAAUGAUAAAAGAGAUGGUUGUGAUGUUGAUAAUGUUGAUAAUGGAUCAGUUGGUCCAAAGUUGCAUGUAGCUUCACAUAAACUAGAAAGAGUUGAAUCUUCCACCAAAGACAACACAUCAAAAGAUGGACUUUCUGCUGGGAGUUUCACUCAUCAAACUCUUCCAUCUGUGCCUGUUCAACAUUUCGAGACUAAGCCUCACACACUUUUGAAUGUAGAUAAGUUAGCAUAUGCUGUAUACGAAGGAGAAGGUGGGAGUUUUAAGAAACGAAGAGGGAAGAGGAAAAGGAAGGAUUGUGGCAAAAAUACGAAGGAACCAAGCAUGGCAGAGAGUGUUUUGUUAGAUUCAGUUGAUGUCAUGUCAUGGUGUAAAGAAAGUUCUACCAGUAACUACAGUGAAGUUGCCAAAUCAAGCGGUGUAAAUUAUCAGAAUAGGAACUUGAAAAAGAGUAGUAGGGUGGAAGACAUGAUGAAGAUUUUGGAUUCUAUUUUUGAAACCAAAUGUGCUUCUGCAUUUCGUCGUAGACUUGAUAGUCAGAAGAGAGGGAGGUACAAGAAAAUGAUUCGACAACACAUGGAUUUUGACACCAUAAGGUCGAGAAUCAGCGACCAAACAAUUAGAUCAAGUGUAGAACUUUUUCGAGACAUGCUCCUACUCACUAACAAUGCUUUAGUCUUCUACUCCAAGAGCACACGUGAAUACAAAUCUGCUCUGUUACUAAGAGACAUAGUAACAAAAAAAAUAAAGGAAAGUUGUUGGAAGGAUACGAAUAACAAAGUCACCACCACCAGUGAAGUUACCAAUGCAGCUAUUAAAUUACCUAUACAUAAUCUUCAUGUGAAACCAAGAAGCAUACGAUCUGGUAAUAGAAAAAUAAUAGCAAAAGCUUGUGGUGGAAAUGGAAAUAACUCUAUAUCUGGGGUUUCACAUGCUACCAAAAAACCUACUAAAGUUGAUUCUCCAUCCUCUGUGGAAUCCUUGAGUGUGAAGAAGAAAGGUUUUGGUCGACCAAAAAAGGUUGGACGAGGAUCUGCUAGUCAAAAGCCUGCAGUACCAAUGAAGGGAAAGAAAAAAGUUAGAACAACCAAGUAAUAACACAUUAACCAAUAUAUUUCUCUGUACAAAGAUUUUUAUCUUUGGUUAGAUAUUUUUUUGACUUCUCUGGUGAAGGACCAAGUUUCAAGCUACCACCAACAGAAUCUUUAUUAUAAGUUAAAGGGAGAAAGUUAGUCACAAAUAUAUA